AAAAUAAUGAUUUUCUUCGUUAAGCCGUUCCCCUUUAAAUCGCGCGGGUGAAGUUGAAGGUCAGCCCACAACAGGUGUAGAUGGAGAAUGCGGUUCCGGAAUUCGCUCGUCGUUUGUACAAAGAAUGGCGUGAUUUUACAGCUGAACCGGUCGAAGGAAUUCAGUUAAUUCUAAAUGAGCAAGAUAUGACGGAAGUUCAAGUUGUACUUGAUGGUCCUGUUGGUACCCCUUAUGAUGGUGGCAAAUUCCGUCUAAAAAUGUUGAUACCCCUUCAGUAUCCAAUUGAACCACCAAAGGCUUAUUUUUGCACGAAAAUAUUCCAUCCAAACAUAGCACCAAACACUGGAGAGGUUUGUGUAAACACACUGAAGAAAGAUUGGAAAUCCAAUUUAGGACUACGGCAUAUCCUUCUAACUAUAAGGUGUUUGUUGAUAGAACCGAAUCCAGAAUCAGCUCUUAAUGAGGAAGCUGGAAAGUUGCUUUUAGAAGAUUACAGUGAAUUUGUGACAGAAGCUCGGCUCCUCACAGAAGUACAUGCUUUUUGGCACGUUCGGGAACAAACGAAAAUCAGUAGUCAGAAGUCCCAUGAAGACAAGCAUGCAAGUGUCGAUAUGUCAGGUAAUUCGACUGAUACGCGUACACAUUCUAAAGUGGCACAACGCAAUAACUCGUCAUUUCGCAAAGCGCUCAAACGGUUGUAGUACCUAAGAGGGCAAUGUUGCCUGAUAGAUUUGUGAUGAAGGAUCUGUACCUUGUGCAUUUAUGUAAAUUACACUAAAUUAUAUGAUGAUUGCACUUUUGCUUGCUUUUAAUUGAUGCCAUCGAAUAUUUCGGUCGAUAAAAUAAGAUCAGUAGCUGAAUUUAUUACCACUUAAAUCAGCCUAGUAAAGACGAUAUGAUCUAAUUACAUCAAGCUACAUUUACCGAAUCCUAAUCGGAUAUCAAAAUUAUUGGACGUGCGUAACACCUAUCAAAUGUGUGAUAACUAGUACGACCAAACACGUGUUUUAGGAGCAAUUGACUUAUUUCCUCACCAGGCGUAGAGAAAGAGGCCUGUCAACCCAGAUGACUGACAACGUUCAUUGUGGUGGCGGUGUUAAAACGUGCGUCGGGCUGUAUGAUGUUUAAAAUUCAGAACUGUUCUGUUGUACGACAGAAAUUCAACAAAUAAAGAGCAUAUAGUUCUAUGCAUUUAACUAUCAGUGUUGCUGACGGGGCCAUAAAGUACACAAUGUCUACGAGAAACAUUGAGAGUUAUCGUGUUCAGUCAGUCACAACGUAGAACUU
This is a messenger RNA of Schistosoma rodhaini, 1287 nucleotides long. The record is from the annotation of a GenBank genome assembly. Lineage: Eukaryota; Metazoa; Platyhelminthes; Trematoda; Strigeidida; Schistosomatidae.